Molecule: messenger RNA, 1410 nt
Organism: Manihot esculenta (cassava)
Lineage: Eukaryota; Viridiplantae; Streptophyta; Magnoliopsida; Malpighiales; Euphorbiaceae
Product: UDP-glycosyltransferase 83A1
Exons: 2
Coding region: 7-1368 (453 amino acids)
Molecular function (GO): UDP-glycosyltransferase activity
Source: RefSeq, a predicted model, not a curated record
GCUAUCAUGGGCAGGAAACCACAUGUGAUGCUCAUACCAUACCCAGCACAAGGCCAUGUUACUCCUCUCUUGAAGUUGGCUUACAACCUAGCUGAUCAUGGCGUCAAGGUCACAUUUGUGAAUACAGAGUCCAUACAUGCAAAACUCAUAUCUACAAUGCCUGAGAAAUCCACAGAGAAAAUCCGGAUAAGCCUAGUUUCAGUUCCUGAAGGGUUGGAAUCCAAUCUUGAUGAAAAAGAAAAAGAGAAUGCAUCAAGCUUUAUGCAAGGUCAUCUGCAGAAUUUGGUGGAAAGCGUAAACCUUUUAAACAAUGAUGACCAAGUAACUCUCGUCAUUGCUGAUAUAUCACUUGGAUGGGCACUGGAAGUAGCCCAGAAAAUGGGCAUCAAGCGAGCUGCAUUUGUACCUUACGGAGUUGGAAACUUGGCUAUGGCACUGCAUAGUCCUAUGCUUAUUGAGGCUGGAAUAAUAGACGUUCAUGGAAUCCCAAUGAAAGAUGAGUUUAUCCGGUUGUCAAAUGAAAUUCCAGCCUGGAAUACGAAGGAACUUGUAUGGAGCUUCCCAGGUGAUCAAGAGUUGCAGAAACUCAUUUUUGAACAUUUUAUUCGUAAGACAGUGCAAAAUGUUCAAAUUUCCAAUUGGCUUCUAGUCAAUUCAUUUUAUGAACUUGAGCAAUCUGCCUGUGAUUUGAUUCCUAACAUCUUACCCAUUGGUCCAUUGUUUGUGAGAGAUCAUUUGGAACCUUAUGCUGGAAAUUUUUGGCCCGAGGACUCAACUUGCUUGAGCUGGCUCGAUGAACAACCUCCAGGCUCAGUCAUCUAUGCUGCAUUUGGCAGUUCAACAAUCUGCAACAAAGAACAAUUUAACGAAUUGGCACUUGGUCUUGAGAUCUUAGGCCAACCAUUUUUAUGGGUUGUUAGAUCAGAUUUUACAAAUGGAAUGUCUGUGCAAUACCCUGAUGGAUUCAUAGAGAGAGUAAGAAAAUACGGGAAAAUAGUGGAAUGGGCUCCUCAAGAUAAGGUGUUGGCUCAUCCUUCUACUGCGUGUUUCUUUUCUCAUUGUGGAUGGAAUUCAACCAUGGAGGGCCUCAACAUGGGGGUGCCUUUUCUAUGUUGGCCAUACUGUGUAGAUCAAUUCCAUAACAGGACUUACAUUUGUGAAGCUUGGAAGGUUGGUCUAGAAUUGACCCCAGACGACACUGGGAUUGUUACUCGGCAUCAAAUCAAAUCAAAGCUACAGAAACUGCUUUCUGAUAAGGAUAUAGAAGCCAAUUCAUUAAAGCUGAAGGCACUUGCUAGAAACAGCACUGGCGAAGGUGGAUCUUCUUUCAAUAAUUUCAUAAGCUUUGUUGAACAAAUAAACCAAUAGUUUUUUGUUGUUAUCGUUUCAAAUAAAUAAAUUUUUAUGAUA